Gorilla gorilla gorilla (western lowland gorilla) is the source of this 6350-nucleotide messenger RNA. RefSeq names its product centrosomal protein 83 (gene CEP83). The coding region runs from base 3242 to 5347 and encodes 701 amino acids. The transcript has 19 exons. Lineage: Eukaryota; Metazoa; Chordata; Mammalia; Primates; Hominidae. The record is from RefSeq and is a predicted model, not a curated record. Gene Ontology annotation, cellular component: Golgi apparatus; centriole; ciliary transition fiber. Gene Ontology annotation, biological process: cilium assembly; establishment of centrosome localization.
ACUUUUGGUAAUUUAUUUAUUUUUUAGGAAUUUGUCCAUUUUGCUUAAGUUACUGAAUUUAUUGGCAUAAAGUUGUUCCAAGUAUCCCUUUAAUAUCUAUGUGAUUUCAUUAGCAUUUUGGCUAAUGAAAAUUAAAACUUCUGUAUACAAAUGUAGAUGACAAAUAAUAAAUCAAAAGAAAUGUGUAACAUAUAGCAGAAAAAGUAUGUAUGUGCAUGUGUAUAUGUAUGGCAGGAGCAAACAAUCUACUGGCACAGACGGAAUUACAGUACAGUGUGACAAAUACCAUGACAGGCACACAGAGAACACAUAGAAUGGAUACCCAGUCCAAUUUGGGGAGUCAAAACUAUGAUGUCCAGGUGGUAGGUUAGCUUGUCCAACUAUAGGUAAUGAAUAUAAUCAAAUUUAUAGACACAAAAAAGCUGAGACUCAGAUCCCCAGACAUAGUUACUUCAUCAUGGUUACCUACUUGUGAAGGUCAAGAGUCAACUGGCUCCCUUUUCACUGGCACAGCUUUAAUUAAAACAUAAAACACAACUUUGUUUUUGUAAAAUAAUAAAUUACAAAAAACACCAACAAGAUAAAAAGUCCAAAAGACAAAAUGUAAACCACUUGUAUUUUGACUGACCUUCUUCCAGAUAUUUUUGUACACUUAUAUUAACAUAUGUACACACAUAUAUUCACAUUAGGACAGCACUGUACUUGCUAAACUACAUUCUGCUUUUUUUUUUUCCUGAGGGGAAACUAUAUUUUUUGGACAUAUUUUAAUGCAAAUAAAGAACUUUACAUCAGUUUUUAAUGGGUCAAGAGUAUUCCAUUGCAUGUACCAAUCAUAAUUUUCUUAACUAGUGUCCUAGUGAUGGACACUUGUUUCUAGAAGCAUUAUUUUUAAAAAAGGUGGCAAAUAGUAUCCUUAUGAAUCCCUUAUUUUCCUUAGGGUAUAUGCCUCGGAAAUGAGACAGCUGUGGGGCAAAGGCUAAUGCAUAUGUUAAAUUUUGGUAAAUAGGGUUGUACCAAUUUCACCUUCACACCAAAAAUGCCUGACAGUAAUUGUAUCCCACGCCCCUAUCAACAAUGAUAGACAAAAAACAACUGUUUGGAAGUGGGACAACUUUCCGUUUGUUAAUAGAAUAUUUGUUUUUCUUGGCUUUUUGUAUUUUUAAUAGAUGGGAUUUCACCAUGUUGGCCAGGGUCGUCUCAAACUCCUGACCUCAGGUGAUCCACCUGCCUUGGCCUCCCAGCGUGCUGGGAUUACAGGCGUGAGCCACCGCCAUUUCCCGAAUGAUCUUCUUCCUACUGACCAAUAAUUUGUCAUGUAUAGUUUACUGGCUACCACAGAGAUUUCUGGAGUUGUCUGGCUCCAGCGUUUAAAAGUAAUGGUUUUGGGCAACUCUGUAAAAUGGAGGUAACAAUUGCACCUACCUUACAGAAAUGUUAGAGUUAAAUAAGAUAACCUGAAAAAGUACUCCAGUACUUGCCACACAAAUGCUCAGCAAAUGUGAGCUACUGUUAUUAUACUAAACACUCAUACAUACACGAGAAUUUCUGUAUUCUCUAUUCUAUCUCCCAUGUCUCAUCUAUGUAAUCCAUCCAGCAACAUUCCAUUACCAACUCGCUGUCCUUUUUUCCCUCCUCUUAAGAGACACGGUCCUUUCUAAUGGCCCGUUUUCCCUCAUUUCAACAACAACAAAAUCACCUCUCAGUUGCCUAAUAAUAACUACAGCCUGAAAAUCAUAAUCUUGGGGGUAAAAAUAAGCUGUACUUCACAAAGCAGUGAGAAUCAAAGCCCAACCAAGGCACUGAACAAACGCUGGGGAUGGGAAGGUGUCUGUUUCUUCCAACACGUAUUUUGAAAGGCUGACCGCCUACUUUGUUUCAGCCUUUGGAUGAUCAUGGAAGUUCUCAAAAGCUAGCAACUCCUCUUCCAACUAUUGUUUACAGCCUUAAAACAAGUAGUUCCCCAUGUGACCCCAGGUGGGCCCUGAACUUGGGAUAACCAGGACAGGAGACUUGGAGCAGGAGGUGCGGGGGCGAGGAGGGCUCUCUCCCGGGCGAUUGGUCCUAACCCGAGGUUCCCUCGUGGCAAGCUGAGCCGACUCCCCACUCGUGGGCUGAUGCCCAAGGCAGACGCGGCAGGCAGGCGGCUUCGGGAGCGCAUAUCUGCACCCAUGGGGACGAUGGCAGGCUGGCGAAGGGAGACAGGUGGCGGCAGGACUACCAUUUGAGGCUCUCAAAUGGUGUGGGGAAGAGGGAAGGAGAGGCGCGAAAAGGAGGAAAACCCCUGGAGACGCUGUGUCGGGCGGAGGCUAGGGAGACCGGCUUCGCGCUCCAACGACGCGCAUCACUCAGACUCCAAGGCAAGUGCCUGGGGCUAGAUUUUCCGUCCCCUGGGGCUCUGGGGAUCUCUGAGUCCAUCCCAAGGCCCUCCAGGAACGCCUUCGGCAGCGCAGCCCGGCCCCGCCGCUGCCGCUGUCACCCGUUGCCGCUCCCGCCUCGGUUCGUUUGUCUCCUCCCUCUAACGGCUCCGGCAGCAACCGGCGUCGGUGGCGUGGGUGACGUCGGCGUGGGGGGUGGGACUUCCUGCUUCGCGCGCCGCUGGGCCAAGGGACAGAGUCCGCUCCUCCAGGCUGGAGGGGCGGUGCGAUGAGGCGGCUUCUGGGCCAUACGUCAGCACGUGGGGUGGCGCCGCACCCCUGAGGAUCCCGGUCCACGCGGAGGAGUGGGGCUUUUCACCGCCGCCGCCGCCGCCCUCGGACCUCUCCCGGGAUACUUCACAUUUCCCUAGGGACGCGAGCCCGAGGGGUCCGUUCGGCCCUCUUCCUCUCGCUGGGCCGACACCCCGCUGUAGGACCGUAACCCUUAGUCCCAAUGCCUCCGUAAGCGGAGUUGAGUGGGUGCCGGUGGUUGGAGCUGUGGAGGUGUCCCCGGUGGCGAGCGCGGCCAGAACUGCGGUCGCUUAAGUUUUCCGUGUGCGGGUUGCAAGGAGCGUGCGUGCGUCUGAGAUGCAUGAUAAUGUGUCCGGAAUUGGUUCAUUCUGGUGGGUUCUUGGUCUUGCUGACUUCAAGAAUGAAGCUGCGGACCCUUGUGGUAUAGGGAGGACCCCUCUGGAUUGAGGAUCUUAUGACCUACUUUAGAGGAAGGUAUAAUUCGGCCUCCUGAGAUUCUGCCUUAGCAAGAAAGGAGUGGGAAAUACCCUUGGAAAGAAAACUAAAACAGUAAGAAAGCCAAAACUUAUUUUUACAUGGUUGUCAGCACAUUUACCGAUAUGGACACUUUUCCCAAUAAUUUUCCUCCUGGUGGAGACAGUGGAUUGACAGGUUCUCAGUCGGAGUUCCAGAAAAUGUUAAUUGAUGAAAGGUUACGAUGUGAGCAUCAUAAAGCUAAUUAUCAGACACUGAAGGCUGAACACACAAGGUUGCAGAAUGAACAUGUAAAGUUACAAAAUGAACUCAAGCACCUGUUUAAUGAAAAGCAAACUCAGCAGGAAAAACUUCAGCUCCUGCUUGAAGAACUAAGAGGAGAAUUAGUAGAGAAAACUAAAGAUUUAGAAGAAAUGAAACUGCAGAUAUUAACUCCACAAAAAUUGGAAUUGCUAAGAGCCCAAAUACAACAAGAAUUAGAAACUCCAAUGAGAGAACGUUUUAGGAAUCUAGAUGAAGAGGUGGAAAAGUAUAGAGCUGUAUAUAAUAAGCUUCGCUAUGAACAUACAUUUCUCAAGUCAGAAUUUGAACACCAGAAGGAAGAGUAUGCACGUAUUUUAGAUGAAGGAAAAAUAAAAUAUGAAUCAGAGAUUGCAAGACUGGAGGAAGAUAAAGAAGAACUACGUAACCAGCUUCUUAAUGUUGAUCUCACAAAAGACAGCAAACGAGUGGAACAACUUGCUCGAGAAAAAGUCUAUUUGUGUCAAAAAUUAAAAGGUUUAGAGGCUGAAGUAGCGGAAUUAAAGGCUGAAAAGGAGAAUUCUGAGGCUCAAGUGGAAAAUGCCCAAAGAAUACAGGUGCGGCAGUUGGCUGAGAUGCAGGCUACAGUCAGAUCCCUGGAGGCUGAAAAACAAUCAGCUAAUUUACGGGCAGAACGCUUGGAAAAAGAGCUACAAUCAAGCAGUGAACAAAAUACCUUUUUAAUUAAUAAAUUGCAUAAAGCUGAACGAGAAAUAAAUACAUUGUCCAGUAAAGUAAAAGAACUUAAACAUUCAAACAAACUGGAAAUAACAGACAUCAAACUGGAGACAGCAAGAGCUAAGAGUGAGCUAGAAAGAGAAAGGAAUAAGAUUCAAAGUGAACUGGAUGGAUUACAGUCAGACAAUGAAAUUCUCAAAGCAGCUGUUGAACAUCACAAAGUGCUCUUAGUAGAAAAGGAUCGUGAAUUAAUACGUAAAGUACAAGCUGCCAAAGAAGAAGGUUAUCAAAAACUUGUGGUAUUACAAGAUGAAAAGUUAGAACUCGAGAACAGAUUAGCAGAUUUGGAGAAAAUGAAAGUGGAACAUGCUGUCUGGAGGCAAUCUGAAAAGGAUCAGUAUGAAGAGAAAUUGCGGGCUUCACAGAUGACAGAAGAGAUCACCAGGAAGGAGCUUCAGAGUGUUAGGUUAAAACUUCAGCAACAAAUUGUGACUAUUGAAAAUGCAGAGAAGGAAAAAAAUGAAAAUUCUGACCUAAAACAGCAAAUCAGUAGUUUGCAGAUCCAAGUGACUUCACUUGCACAGUCAGAGAAUGACUUGCUGAAUUCAAACCAAAUGCUGAAGGAAAUGGUGGAGAGAUUAAAGCAAGAAUGCCGAAAUUUUAGAAGCCAAGCUGAAAAAGCGCAACUAGAAGCUGAAAAGACAUUGGAAGAGAAACAGAUACAGUGGUUGGAAGAAAAGCAUAAGCUUCAUGAGCGUAUCACAGACAGAGAAGAAAAGUACAAUCAAGCUAAGGAGAAACUGCAGCGAGCUGCAAUUGCCCAGAAAAAGAGAAGAUCUCUUCAUGAAAACAAAUUGAAAAGACUACAAGAGAAAGUAGAAGUCUUGGAGGCAAAGAAAGAAGAAUUGGAAACAGAAAAUCAGGUCUUAAAUAGACAAAAUGUUCCUUUUGAAGACUAUACAAGGCUUCAAAAAAGACUAAAAGAUAUACAGAGAAGACAUAAUGAAUUUCGAAGUCUAAUUUUGGUUCCUAACAUGCCUCCAACAGCAUCUAUCAAUCCUGUUAGCUUUCAGUCAUCAGCCAUGGUUCCAAGCAUGGAACUACCAUUUCCUCCUCAUAUGCAGGAGGAACAACAUCAAAGGGAACUCUCUCUACUUCGCAAAAGACUAGAAGAACUGGAAACAACACAAAGAAAACAACUAGAGGAACUUGGAUCUUCUGGAGAAUGAUGUUCUUGGAGAACAGGCAGAUCAAAAGAGUCCUUAUCACAGGAUCAACAAUACCUUGGCUUAAAAUAGAAGCUCGCAAGAAAUACCAACUAUUUGCUUACAAAUAUGGGGCCAGGCUUCCAAGGCCCUGCUUUAUGCAUUAUGUCACAGCCAUUCCAAGCACAGCAAGCAUUCCUGGGCAGCCAACAUGCAGGCAAGUAUUUCUCCUUAAAUGCAGCAGGCAGGGACAUCCUGGUCAGAGACAGAUCCUUCCCUUCCCUCCCAUCUGGGCAGUGUAGUCCCUCCUCGUGCUUCCCUUCUCUCCCCUGACCCCUGGAACGAGGGAUGCUUAUCAUGUUUAAGAACUCAUUGCCUCUACCCUACCUUAGAGCUUCACUUCAUCUUCAAGUAGCAAAUGGAAUUGGUGAGCUAUUCUCACCAUUGACAUGGAUAGCCUGUCCCAGCAUGAUUGGGGGGGAAUCAGGGAAGGGGGAGUUAACAUUUGUUUGGAAACAAAGCAUCUGAUGAAUGUGUCUGUUUGAAUUUCCAAAGAAAAAAACCCAGAUUAAGGAGAAUUAAUCAUAAAGGAGAAUGGUUUAUUGAAAUAGUCACUUAAGUUAGAAAUAUGUCAUAAUUUCAUAUAACGAUUGAAUACAGAAUCUAGGCAAUUUAACAAGCUUAGCUUUCAUUUUUAGCAAAUUACAAUCAAGCAUAAGCUGACCCCAUUUAAUAGGGCCACUACUUACUCAUCAAAGUUAACUUGAGUCAGGGUGGCUGUAGGCCCCAUGAACUCAAAUGUAAAUUCAGGCUGGUCCAAAUGUGGGCAGCAUGAUAAAACUGUAAGAGGGGCAGCCAUGUACAGGGUCUGGCUCAGUGCCAGGAUCCCCCAUCUCAGACAGGCUUCCUGGCUUCCCUUUCUGGCCUUUUGGGAUGCCAGAGCUGUUCUGAAACUGACAGAAUGCUAUAACCACAUCCUUGUGCCUGAUUCAAAGGUUAAAAACAACAUUAUUUAAAAUCUUACCUC